This is a messenger RNA of Momordica charantia (bitter melon), 659 nucleotides long. Its product is annotated as Small nuclear ribonucleoprotein family protein. Gene Ontology annotation, cellular component: NatC complex. The record is from RefSeq and is a predicted model, not a curated record. NCBI's taxonomy places the organism in Eukaryota, Viridiplantae, Streptophyta, Magnoliopsida, Cucurbitales, Cucurbitaceae.
AUCGGCCUCCACUCUCAUCAGCGGCGACUACGAGAAGCCAAGAAUUGCAAUCGCCCGCCAAUUUAGCUCUUAGCCUCUCUUUCUACUGCGGGAAGGGAUCAAUCGAACCAUACAUGGAACAAGAAUCAGAGGGACCCAGGGUUCAGGUUGGGAGCAAUGUCGAGUCUAAUCCGGGCAGUUUAGAUUGCAUAGCAAAGGUGAGAAAGCUACUGUUUCGCCGAAUGCUCAUAGGCAUUAAAGAUGGAAGAUUUUUCCUGGGAACUUUUCACUGCAUUGACAAGCAAGGAAAUAUCAUUCUACAAGAUGCAGUGGAGUAUCGUAGUACUCGACGUAGCUCACCUUCUCCGAUGGAACAACGGUGCCUCGGCCUUAUUCUUAUCCCCAACUCUUGCCGUGUGUCCUGUCAUGUAGAUAGUACCAUUGUGGAACAAUUAGCGCUGCUAUCAGUCUAGAAAUCAAGACUAAGCCUGGGGUUAAGAAAGGAGAAAAAAGGACUAGCACACUUGUUUGAAGAGAGUGUUUAUGAUUAUUUCUUUUCAGUAGAAAUAUGGGAUAAGGAGAUAAAAAAAAUUUUCUCUUACAAGGUUGUGGAUAACCAGAAUAUAUUCUCCUUUUCUUUAUUCAUUGAAUCAAGUGCAUAAAAGUGGAAUCUUCAACAA